UGAAUGAGGAAGUGGAUGCUAACCACGGUGAGUUGGCGGAGGACGGUGGGUUAUUCUCGGUUAAAUACCGUAGUUAAGAGGAGAAAGAGGGGUCAGUUAAAAAGAAAGGGGGAGGAGAACUGAGGAGGAAGAGGAGGAGCUGCAGAUGGAGGAAGAGGAGGCGUCCUAUCCGUCUGUGUCCAGAGGAGAGGAGCGGCCGCCAUGUUAACCAAGAAGCCCGGAACCUCGGUCCUCCCGACGGGCAAAGCGGGCGAGCCGGUCUACUCUCCUGGUCACAGUGGAUCUCAGACGACGUCGCCUGUCGCCCUGCCGCGGCUCCACAACAACAACCACAAUCCUCUGACGGGAGGCUCUAAAGCCGCCAUGUCGGACGCCGUCCAGCUCUCGUCGCAGUCGCAGGUCCACGUCACGCAGCUGUACGAGGAGAACACCAACAAGCGCCCGGUCCUCACCUCCCAGCCCAACGGCCUGGCUCCUCUCAGCUCCACCCGGCCGGGCCUGCCGCUGCCCGACCGCCAGACGUCGACCUCGGAGACGCCCCACCACUGCCGGCAGGGCAGCGCCACCUCCAACAAGUCGACGGACAGCAAGCCAAAGCCCACCGCCCUGUCCCCCGAGCAGGCCAUGAAGCAGUUCAUGUCCAAGAUGUCGUCGUUCGAGCACCAUGAGGUCUUCAGCUACCCAGAAGUGUUUUUUGUUGGUCCGAAUGCCAAGAAGAGAUCAGGGGUGAUGGGUGGAGCCAACAAUGGCGGCUAUGAUGACGAUCAGGGAUCCUAUAUCCACGUUCCACAUGACCACAUCUCGUACCGCUACGAAGUCCUCAAGGUCAUCGGAAAGGGCAGCUUUGGACAGGUCGUGAAAGCCUUUGACCACAAGUGUCAGGCCCACGUGGCUCUGAAGAUGGUCCGCAAUGAGAAGCGCUUCCACCGGCAGGCGGCAGAGGAGAUUCGCAUCCUGGAGCACCUGAAGAAGCAGGACAAGGACUCGAGCAUGAACGUCAUCCACAUGCUGGAGAACUUCACCUUCAGGAACCACAUCUGCAUGACCUUCGAGCUGCUCAGCAUGAACCUGUACGAGCUCAUCAAGAAGAACAAGUUCCAGGGCUUCAGCCUCCCGCUGGUCAGGAAGUUUGCCCACUCUAUCCUUCAGUGUCUGGACUCGCUGCAUAAGAACCGCAUCAUCCACUGCGACCUCAAACCCGAGAACAUUUUACUCAAGCAGCAGGGACGCAGUGGCAUCAAGGUCAUAGAUUUUGGCUCCAGCUGUUAUGAACAUCAGAGAGUUUACACAUACAUUCAGUCCAGGUUCUACAGAGCGCCGGAGGUCAUUCUGGGCUCCAGGUACGGGAUGCCGAUUGACAUGUGGUCCCUGGGCUGCAUCCUGGCUGAGCUGCUCACUGGUUACCCUCUGUUACCGGGCGAAGACGAAGCCGACCAGCUUGCCUGCAUCAUCGAAAUUCUGGGCAUGCCCAGUCAGAAGCUCCUUGACGCCUCCAAGAGAGCAAAGAACUUUGUGUCGUCUAAAGGCUACCCGCGAUACUGCACCGUCACCACCCUCCCUGAUGGCACCACCGUCUUGAACGGUGGCCGCUCACGGCGAGGUAAAGUACGUGGCCCGCCAGGUAGCAGGGACUGGAGCGCAGCGCUGAAGGGCUGCGACGACCCGCUGUUCCUGGACUUCCUCAAACAGUGUCUGGAGUGGGAUCCAGCGCUCAGGAUGACGCCCAGCCAGGCGCUACGCCACCCGUGGCUGAGGAGACGACUUCCCAAACCACCAUCAGGAACAACCACAGGGGAUAAGACCUCCUCCUCCUCCAAACGGGGAACCACCACCACCGACGGCACCAUCACCUCCAUCUCCAAGCUCGCCACCACCUCCUCAACCACAACGUCCUCCUCCUCCAAAACCAGGACUAACUUGGCGGCGAUCACCGAUGCCAACGGAAACAUCCAACCUCGGACGGUUCUGCCCAAGCUGGUCAGCUGAGAGUGAAUGCAUCCCGCUCGCCAUGGCGGGAAGCAGUCAGCUGGAACUGAAUAAAACUGGUUUGAUCCAGUUUGAAGAGUGCUUGUUUUUUCACGCUGGUUUUUCCAGCAUCUUUGGAGUGCGUUCAAAACAAAAACAGCCAAGGAAACGUGGAGUUGGAGUGUUAAAUGUGCAGAGUGGCCGGGCUGGGAUGUAAGCCGCGCUGAAGGAAACUUUAUGGAAACAUUGGGGUGCGUUCAGACUCCUCAAUCUUUAAAAAAAAUGAUAGAGGUGUUUAUGUGAAGUGACCACAUAAACACAAGAAAUGAUUGCUCUGACAAUCACUACACCACACUCUGUAGCUCCAAACACAAACACACAAAGAAAAAACAUGGUGCUGAUGGAGGGAACAAGACUUUUUAGGCUUUUAGCAAAGGAACUAUUUAGCUGAGCUAGGAGUCGAUUUAACACCAAAAACAACUUUAAAUGACCUUAAUGUUAUAAGGUUAUAUCUACAAAUGACUAAUAUGCUUAUUGACAAACUAAAAGGGUUGACAUGACACCAGAAUUUAAACUUUGGUUUUAAAAACAGAGUUUUUAACCACCAUAUAUUGCAAUUAAACCCCUGCACAUUUACAAUGCAUGGAUUCUUUUGCAGCUAUAACACAGUGGUUCUUAACUAAUUUUUUAUCAGGAUCCAAAUUUUUAAAAAUGUUUAAGCAUUCAGUUCAAUUAAAUGAAAAGAUUGUGCAGUUUGCACCACAGAAGGUACAAACCACAUGACGAAACAAAGAAAUGGAGGUUUUAAAAAGUGCUUCACAGACGUUUUUAUGCUUUUAGCAAAGGAACCAUUUAGCUCAGCUAGGAGACGAUUAAACACCUAAAACAACUUAUUCUUAUAAGGCCAUAUCUGCACACUGUUGCAUCACAGCAAGAAGGUUCCUGGUCUGAGCCCAGAUCAGGGCCUUUCUGUGCAGCGUUUGCAAGCAUGGGUAUUCCUCCAGCUUCCUCCCACAGACCAAAAGCAUGCUCAUUAGCUUAAACGGAGACUCUAAAUUGGCUGCAGGUGUCUCUCUGUGUCACCCCUGCUGAUUGGCUGGUGACCAGUCCAAGGUGUACCCCACCUCUCGCCCAGUGACAGGCAGCUGGGAAAGGCUCCAGCCUCCAGAAAUCAGUUUUCAUACUUGAAUAAUGUGCACAGGACAAAAGUUUUGACAUGCACUAGUUUAACUCUGCUGAAGUGUGCAUUGAGGCGUUAGUCCUCUGCCUCUUGUUAGAGUGCAAAAAGUGAUUUUAUGUGCUCCAUUGUCUUGUUUGGAUUUGCCAGUGAGGAAGAAUCCACUGAAAUAUUUUGGGUUUUUUUGUUUAAUAUGAUUUUUGGGGCAUUUCUGCCUUUAUUUGAUAGGACAACUAAAGACAGACAUAAAAAACAUGGAGAGAGUGGGGAAAGACCUGCACCAAACAUGCACUGGGACUGGGAAUCAACCCUGUGACCAGUCAAUGAGGACUUAAGCCAAAGCUUAUGGGCACCUGUUCUACCAACUCAGCUACACCGGCUGAAAUGGUUUUUAUACGUACUGGUCCUUUCUUAGAGCACUGACCUCUGUCUGCAGAGGGGCGGAAGCGCGAUAGACUCCUUCUUAACAGACUUUUUGGCACAUAUUUUCACCAGAACCAGUCAUUAAAGUUGGCUCUUACUCCCUACAUGAUCUUGACCCAGCUACUGCGAUAAAUUUACCAAACAUAUCUUCAUUUAAAAGCUUUUUAUUGUCAAACACCAAGCAUUUGGCAAACUCAGUGAGAUAUUUCCUCAUAAUACUAAGGUCAAAGCUGCAAAAAUGCUUCUUUUAGCCUGCUAGCCUCUCUGUCAUAUCACUGCAUGUUUUCUGUGUCAGUUUGGGAGCACUGGUAGAUGUUUGUUGUCACUUUUACUAAAACUACAACACAAAACAAAGCCCCUGCAUCCCUAGCUUAGCACGUUAGCUGGCUAACUUUACUAGCUAAGGGUUAAGCAAGCCUAUAGCUUUAAUUUUAGGUUGUUAGCUGGCUUUUUUAAUUGUUAGCCGUCACUUUGUAAUCAGUUUACCUUUAAAUGGGCUAGCAGUUAACUUGCUAUAUCUGCAGACAAGAGCUAGCUUUCUUGUGUUUCAUAUGAAAUCACAUGUUUGUUGUUUUUGAUCACUUUGGGGAGCUUUUUCAGGCUUUUGUUGUCAUUUUCAAGUUAAAUCACAACACAAAUAAUCCAACUAAACCUGUUAGCUGGCUAAUUUCUUUAGCAGUGUUUAGCUAGCCUGUGUUACUACGCUAGCUUUGUGCCUGUUAGCUAGGCAACAGUCAGCCGGCUAAUAACCAUAGAGUAGUUAUUCUAGACAGCUAUUUUUGUGUUUAGCUGUCGUUUUGCUACUGAAGAUCAGCUAGCACUUAGCCAAGCAAACUUUAAAUCAGUCAGCUAGCAUAGCUGGCUCACUCUUUGCCUUUUUUGGCAGUCUGGUGGCUAGCCUUUAGCCUUCUUUAGCCAUAGCCUGUUAGCUCUCCACUGCCCGGCCUUAUGAAGCACAGAUUUGUUUAAGGUUUGUGAGGAGAGAUAAAAAAAAAAAGAAAAAGAAGAGAGGCAUGUUUGUGUAAAUUUGUCCCAUUUUAUUGCUUAUUUAAUUAUCUUUAAAUCAAAUUAUUAAGGUUAUAAAAUGGGAAAAGCAGCUGUGAAGAUGGAGAGGAAGGAGGGGGAGAAGGAAGUUUUAUUGACAAGUUAUAAUCCUGGUAAAAUCAAAGGGCUCUUUGAGGAAAAAUAGGUCAUCAAAGGAGAAAAAUGGAAAAAACUGUGGCUGUUGUAUGACCUAAAAUGACAGGGUAGAGUUUAUUUAUGAAAAUAAAGAGGAUGCAGUCUGAUUUGGAUGAUGAUUAAAGCAAGUCGGGUAGAUUUGGACACACCGUUAAAAAAAAGGUUGUGUAAGACUCACUUUUCAUAUGUGUUUUCAUCCAGUUUCACCAUCUUUUCUCCCUCAGUACUUCAUAAUCCCACAUACAAAGGAAACCUUUUUAGUGAGCUGGUUUGACUGAAAACCCUCCUCCAUUUAAGACAGCAGGUCAAGGUUUGUACUUCUCUCAGCUGCCAUGCCGUUAGUGAGGGUUUCAAGGUCUACAUUGUGAAAGCAGAUGGUGCUAUAAGGCCUAAAAUGCACUAGAAAUCAUCCCGCAGGACGGAGGUUAAAGCCUUUGUUUCCACCAGAAUGCACAUUUAUGGAAAAUCCAAACAAGGUGAAGGCCAACGUUACUUGCCUGACAGAACAUAUCUGCCCAUCCAGCACCAUUUUAACACUUUUUAAGUGCAUUUACCUUCACAUGAUGUUUUUGGAUGAAAAGAAAAGAAGAAAAUUAAAUGUUGUUGAAGCAAAUUCAUUCAAGAAAGUCUCACAUGACGUCUAAUCAUCCUCAACCGCACAGAGUCGUCUUUGUUUACUGCUAACGGCUGUGAAAUUAGGAGUAAAAGAGCGAUAUGUUGAAGAGAAAUGAUGGUUUUAUCCUCCUGGCUCUAGGGAUUUAAGAGCUUUAAAUCAGAGAUUAAAACAGCCUUGUGUUUAAACAUUGAGGACAUUUUACAAGACAGUGAUCACUUGAAUGUUCCUCCGUUAAAUAAGAGCGAUACGGAGCAAAAACGUAUUUUUCAAACUGUCAUAUUUGCUUAAAGUAGACCAGAAUUUACAUUUCUGUGUUAUUAAAGUCAGUCGUCAUGGUUUAAAGCAAGGGUGAGGAUUAAAAAGAGACAUAAAACCAGUAGGAAGUGAUGGUAGUAAUGGAGGAAAGCUCUACAGGGUUUCUGUCGAAGUUAAAAUCCCUUAUCAGAGAAUAAAACUCUUAAUGUAUCAAAAAACUCACUAUUUAAUAAUAAUUUAAUUAAAAGAGGGUUCAGUCACAUUAGAAUGUGUUUCAGUCAGUUUUAUGUUUGUUGAGCUGGGUUUCCAACCAAAUAUUGCAGAAUUUUCUGCAGAAUUUCCAGGAAAUCACCAGAGUAAAUAUGACUUUUUCAGCUGAUAUGCACAGUUGUUCCAGUCUAUCCUCCCACCAUGAUUCAGGAGUUUUGUGCAUAAAAAUAAGGUGCAAAGAUAACAUAGGCUGUUUUUCUUGAAUACUCCUGACUUUGUCUUUAUAUAUUACCUUUAAAGAUGUUGAACAUGUCAACCCAACGUUAAAUUUUUUUACUUCUAGACCCAUAAAAACCCCAUAAAGUCAGAAAAAUUAAACAUAGGUUCAAAUGUUCAGCUUUUGCUCACUCUUUCUACCUUUAAUGCUUAGUGAGCAUAACUGAGAUGGUAAAGCUGAGAUAAAUAAGCUUUAACGUAAGUGCACACAGAGCUGUUUUACUUACUUACAACAUGGCUAAAUUAUUUCUGUUCACAAGGACACAGAAGGAUAUUUCAGGACUUCCAAAUUAGUAUUUGAAGGUAUGAAUGAGCCAAAAUCAAACUCAGUACUGCACAUUCCAAAUGUAUGUCGAGAGACAUUUUCUCUUUUAUUUAAAUAUUAAGAUGAUGAGGCGAACAUGAUGGAAACUGAGUUCUCCGCUCAAAGUUCAGUCAGUUUUCCAUCAGCUGAUUUUGGGCACCAUUUUCUUUGAGCAGCAUUUGAGAACAGCCCUGAAGCCCUGCUCAGACCAGAAAUUCAAGAUGCAACAACUCCAUUUAGAGAGCAUUUUAAGGGACGCUUACAGCUUUUUGAGUUGAGCUUUUGCAGCUCAAACCAGGUUGGCUGGUGGCGUUGCCUCUGAGUCAGUUUGUCAAGCUGCCAACAGCUGGUUUUAAACAUGAUGCAUGUCGUGUUUCAACAGGUAAUCAGUGCCUUGAUUAGCAUCAUGCAUCAGCUACAGCAUUUAUUUAUCAACACAUAUGACUCCUUAAAUGCCAAGAAGUGUGGCGCUAUCAUGAGGGAUUCCCCCCGGUAAAAUACAGUGUGUUGUUAAUAUUAGCUUUGCUUAUUAGAGGUCACACCAGCUCUUCUAAAUCAGCUAACUUUUCAGCCCCAAAAUAAGAGUGCAAGAGACCUCCACUUUGGGAACCACUGCUCUAAAUGAUGGAACUGUUGCAGGAAUAAUCCAGAGAACCUCUAACCUUGCAAAGCAGAUGGAUGCGCCGGUUUCCUUGUUUCUCACUGGCGAAUCCAUCUUGCAAAGCACCCAUCUGAACCAUUUGGGCCCGGUUAGAAAGUGACAGGACCAAUCAGCG
Cheilinus undulatus (humphead wrasse) is the source of this 7181-nucleotide messenger RNA. RefSeq names its product dual-specificity tyrosine-(Y)-phosphorylation regulated kinase 2 (gene dyrk2). Bases 202 to 1986 code for a protein of 594 amino acids. Gene Ontology annotation, molecular function: protein serine/threonine/tyrosine kinase activity; protein serine/threonine kinase activity; ATP binding. Gene Ontology annotation, cellular component: nucleus. Lineage: Eukaryota; Metazoa; Chordata; Actinopteri; Labriformes; Labridae. Gene Ontology annotation, biological process: peptidyl-serine phosphorylation; peptidyl-threonine phosphorylation. The transcript is spliced from 7 exons. The record is from RefSeq and is a predicted model, not a curated record.